Molecule: messenger RNA, 1132 nt
Organism: Oncorhynchus kisutch (coho salmon)
Lineage: Eukaryota; Metazoa; Chordata; Actinopteri; Salmoniformes; Salmonidae
Product: beta-chimaerin-like
Exons: 6
Coding region: 599-1132 (177 amino acids)
Biological process (GO): regulation of GTPase activity
Molecular function (GO): GTPase activator activity
Source: RefSeq, a predicted model, not a curated record
AAAGGUCAGAGCUCUGAGGAACAGAUCUGCUUCAGAUUGACUGGAGUUCAGAGGUCUCUUUCAGUCUACUGAAUACUUCCACUUUAAGAAGGCGGCUCCGUCGCAGUGUAGUGUGUUUAUACGAUCCCAGAAGUGGCACCACCACAUGGAAAACGACACUGUGUUUUUAAUUCAACAUGGCGAAAGCAUAUGCUGCUCUUCCAGUGGAUACAUUUGACAAACUUUAAUUGUGUGUAUAGUGGUGCGUUUAGACAAGAUGAUCGAAAGUUGAUAUUGUUCCUGUGAUCCUGUCUGACUAUUUUUACACUGCUGCCAGUGAGUGGAGCGACAGUAAAUGCGGCAACAUACGGCGCGCAGGGAAAGGAACCGAGAGAAGUGAAAGCGUGCUGGAACGUUACACAUACAAGAGGAGAAAUUUUGAAAACGGACGUGAAAUAAACAGUGUUAGUUCGUAUGAACAGUGUUAGUUCGUGCCAAAUCAGCGAGUGAGAGUAGUUUACGCUACGUGACAUAGUGAGAUGGACGGACUACGGGGAACGGGCUGUGAGCGCACCUCAACCGACCGCGAGUGAACAGACGGAGCCUGAAGCGGAUUGGGAUGGCAGCAUCCAGCAACUCAAGCCUGUCGGGUUCAUCAGUGUCUUCUGAUCCUGAGGAUUACCAACCGCCCAUAUGGAAGUCUUACUUGUACCGGCUCCAGCAGGAAGCUCCUCGGCCCAAGAGGAUGACCUGCCCUCAGGAGAUGGAGACCAGACCCAAAUAUUACGGCAGAGAGUUCCAUGGCAUGCUAUCCAGAGAGUCUGCAGAUGAGCUGCUGGGAGGAGCAGAGGGGGCUUACCUUGUCAGAGAGAGCCAGAGACAGCCAGGGACACCACACCUUGGCCUUAAGGUACUGUUUGGGCACCAGACCCUGAACUACAGACUGUUCUAUGACGGAAGCACUUUGUGGGGGAGAAAGCGCUUUGAGACGGUCCAUGACCUGGUGACGGAUGGCCUCAUCACCCUGUACAUCGAGACCAAGGCAGCAGAGUACAUCGCCAAGAUGACCACCAACCCCAUCUAUGAACACCUGGGCUACACAUCCCUGCUGAAGGACAAGAUGGGGGCACCGGCUGUGCCGGAGACGCACUGA